CUGGGCAACAUGGUUGUAGUGGUGUAGCUAUUUUCGUUUGCCCUGUUAUUAGCUUCUUCUUGAGGCGUUUUGUGUCGAUUUGACAACUAAUUUUAGUGUAUUAUAUAUAUUUAUCAACUAGUCCAGCGAACACGAUGAAUAUACGCAACGCUCGGCCAGAAGAUCUGAUGAACAUGCAGCACUGCAACCUGCUGUGUCUUCCAGAGAACUAUCAGAUGAAAUACUACUUCUACCACGGCCUCUCCUGGCCACAGCUCUCCUACAUAGCCGAAGACGAAAAUGGAAAAAUAGUGGGAUAUGUUUUGGCUAAAAUGGAGGAAGAUCCAGACGACGUGCCCCAUGGACACAUUACAUCACUGGCAGUCAAACGCUCUCACAGGCGUCUUGGACUGGCUCAAAAACUUAUGGAUCAGGCCAGCAGAGCCAUGAUUGAGAACUUCAAUGCCAAAUAUGUCUCUUUACAUGUGAGGAAAAGUAACCGGGCCGCUCUUCACUUGUACUCCAACACGCUUAAAUUUCAGAUCAGUGAAGUUGAACCCAAAUAUUACGCAGAUGGUGAAGACGCGUAUGCUAUGAAGAGAAAUCUCACACAGAUGGCAGAUGAGUUGCAGAAGCCGGGUGUACGUCUGUGGGGGUCAGAAGCUCCUCCGUCUCAGGACACAUCUGUGACUGGUCUGGUGGAGAAGCUGUCUGUACAGGACGGUGAGAAGGAGGGAGACGGAGACAGCGGUGGAGAGAGUAAAGAGAUGAGUGAGGUCAGCGAGGCCACGGAGAGCACAGACGUCAAAGACUCCUCCUCAGACUCUUAACUCACCUCUCGCUCGUCUUUUAGGUUUCAAAUUUGUGUUUAUAUGCACCUCAAAUGGCUUUAUUUUCAAAAUACAGGAAAGGGGUUUUGUGAAAGCGGUUCAAUGCUAUGAAAUAUUUGCGAAGAAAUUUGUCAAUAAAGUUGGAGUUCAUAUUA
This is a messenger RNA of Triplophysa rosa, 964 nucleotides long. RefSeq names its product N-alpha-acetyltransferase 10, NatA catalytic subuni (gene naa10). Gene Ontology annotation, biological process: N-terminal peptidyl-glutamic acid acetylation. Gene Ontology annotation, molecular function: protein-N-terminal-glutamate acetyltransferase activity; protein N-terminal-serine acetyltransferase activity. Lineage: Eukaryota; Metazoa; Chordata; Actinopteri; Cypriniformes; Nemacheilidae. The record is from RefSeq and is a predicted model, not a curated record. The transcript is spliced from 8 exons. Gene Ontology annotation, cellular component: NatA complex. Bases 135 to 809 code for a protein of 224 amino acids.